AUGGAGUGCGGGCAAUGCGGCGCCGGAUUGUCUGUCCCGCGGGGAGCGCGCUCCGUGCAGUGCGCGCACUGCCGCGGGGUGACGCGCGUCCAGCGGCACGGCGCCGUGGGCGUCGUCAUGAACGCGUUCGCCAACAUGGCUGUUCGUGGCGGGAGGCCGGUGACGCCGCCUAGGCUCCGGGAGGCGGGCUACCCUAGAGUGCCCGGCGACAAGCGCGCCCUACUCAUCGGCAUCAACUACACUGGAACGGAGAACGAGCUGAGCGGCCCCAUCAACGACGUCAAGGGCAUGAGCUUCCUGCUCACCCAGAAGUACGGCUUCCCCAAGGAGUGCAUCCUCACCAUGACCGAUGAAGAGCGAGACCCGUACAGGAGGCCAACCAAGUCCAACAUCCUACUGGCGAUGCGUUGGCUGGUGCACGGCUGUAGGUCUGGGGACUCCCUCGUAUUCCAUUUCUCCGGAAUGGCUGGUCAGAUGGAAGACGAAGACGGCGACGAGCAGGACGGCGAAGACCAGACCAUCUUCCCGCUCGACUGGGAGCUCAACGGCGAAAUCCGAGACGACGAGAUCAACGACGCCCUCGUCCGCCCUCUCGUGAAGGAUGUUACGCUCCACGCCGUUAUCGACGCCUGUCACAGCGGCACCAUGCUCGACCUCCCCAACAUCUACAAGCUCAAAAAGAACGGGCAGACUGAAUGGAAGCUUCACACCCCUCCGAACGGCGCUUGGAAGAAUACGAGCGGCGGCAUGGCGAUCCUCAUCAGCGGCUGCGGCGACAACCAGAUGUCGACGGACGGUAUCGGCGAUGAGCACCUGCCCAUGGGCGUGCUGACCUAUAGCUUCGUCACGGCGGCCUUCUUCGCGCAGCGGAAGCCCACCUACGCCCAGCUGCUCGCCACGAUCAAGGCCAUCAUGCUUGAGCGCAACGCCGACAGCCGGAUCAACUGCAAGCUCCCAGCGCCUAUGUGCUCGCUUGUCCGCAAGGUGGUCAACUUCAGCGGCGUGCAGGAGCCCCAGCUAUCUUCCUCCCAGAAGUUCGACAUCAACCGGGAGCACUUUGAGCUAUAAACCAGCUCCUUCGUCUGACAAUAAUAACAUCAGCUCAACACUGAAAACACUGCAAGGUCAACUAAAUACAGUAUAUGUGAUGCUACGUCUUGUCCCGUAUCAGCUUAGCCUUUCGGGCAAGGUGAUGCGAAAAUAAGACCAAUAUAUAAAGGUCUUCGUGCUGGUGUGGCACUGUGGCCUGGAUAGACUAAUAAGCAGUAUCCCCUCUUACUUAUCACACCCCAUUUCUCUAAGUACUACUUCAAUCCAAA
Molecule: messenger RNA, 1319 nt
Organism: Lolium rigidum
Lineage: Eukaryota; Viridiplantae; Streptophyta; Magnoliopsida; Poales; Poaceae
Product: metacaspase-1-like
Exons: 3
Coding region: 1-1068 (355 amino acids)
Biological process (GO): proteolysis
Molecular function (GO): cysteine-type endopeptidase activity
Source: RefSeq, a predicted model, not a curated record